Molecule: messenger RNA, 348 nt
Organism: Acanthamoeba castellanii str. Neff
Lineage: Eukaryota; Discosea; Longamoebia; Acanthamoebidae
Exons: 2
Coding region: 1-348 (115 amino acids)
Source: RefSeq, a predicted model, not a curated record
AUGGCAGGCGAACAACAACAACCUGGCGCGCCCACCCCCUCGGCUGGGGCACUGAAGACCGGAGGGCGGGCUGACACUGCGCAGCAGGCCAAGCAGCCGCGGCAGUCUGACCGUGAGGACUGCAUUCCGUGCCACCUCGCCAGCGGAGGCAUGAUGACCAUCGCUGGUCUCUACAGCCUCGUCGGCGCACGACGUGGCACCGAUCUCCUCGGUCAGAAAGUGACGUCCAAGGGUUGGCUGGGCUUCGUGGGAAGCUGCUUGACGGUGGGCGGCCUGUUCUUUGCGGCGCAGCCAUGGCUCAACCCCUACCUCCCCUCGUCCUUGCAAUCCGAACGUCUCAAGAAGUGA